UGCAGUGAACUGAUUGUUUAAAUCCUUCGUCAGUUCUAAAUAAAAAUAAAUUAUAUAUAUAAAUAUUAUUUCCAUAGCAUUUAUACUUUAGUGUUGUGUAUUAUAAUAUUUAUUCUGUUUUAUUUUUAGUGUUGUUAUAAAAUUAGUGUAGUGUAUAAAUUGUGUUUAAACAUGAAUAUGUUACUAUUACAUAUUGUAGUUCUUAGUAACAUACUAAAAUAUGGACAAACACAGAUUGCCUUAAAUGCUCCUAUAGUAAGAGAAUACCCUUGCAAAGCAAGUCAGAAAUUUGACGCAGUAUUUGAAGUGGGUUUGCCCAAGGAUCAAAAUAAAUAUUACUUAAAUAUUUAUGAGGAAUUUCCUGCUCAAUCCCGUAUCGGAAUUAAGUUCGAUUCCGAAGCUAUAAUAACUACAUUGUUUGAAAAGCCUUACCUUGGACAGCUUUCAAAUAGGAUCGGUGACACUGCAGCUAGAAUAGGAACAUUUGCAUCGGAUUAUGAAGUUUUUAUAACGAUUUCAAAUCCAAUGUCCGAGAUGAGUAUUCUUGUUAGAGGACCUGAUAUAGGAACAGUGCCAUAUCCUAUGUCUAUUAUUAUAAACUCGGUAGAAUACUGUGAGAAUCCAAAUCCAGGGUUUGUUGACAGAUUCAUUGAAGGAUACAAAGGAUCCGCGAUUGCGGCUCUAUCAGUACCGUCCAGUUCCUGUGGGAGACGUAAAGUGCAGCAUACAGAGCUAAUUGUCAAUGGCCGACCAACCAAGCCUGGAGACUGGCCAUGGCACGGAGCCAUUUACAGACUGGAAAAGUCCAAUGUGAAAUACAUUUGUGGUGGAACACUUAUAUCAAAAAGUUUUGUUAUAACAGCUGCACAUUGUUCGACAAUCAAUGGCGGGCCUGUGUUGCCAGAGAUAAUGAGCGUCAUUUUUGGAAAGUACAAUUUGAUUGGUGGCGAUAUUGCAAUACAAGAGCGAGAGAUAUAUCAAAACAUAGUGCAUGAAGAUUAUAAUCCAAAAAGAUUGGACAAUGACAUCGCACUGUUAAAAAUGAAGACUGAAGUAAAGUUUGAUGAUUAUGUGCAGCCAGCUUGCUUAUGGCAUUUAAAUGCUUAUAAAAAGGUACCAAAAGGAACCAUUAAAGGAACAGUAACACAGCGGGCAAACGAGCAUGUGAAUCACUUGAUGCUAAGUGACUACCGCCGCCCAUGGUCACCCACAACACCAGAGGUAGUUGGAUGGGGGUUCAAUCACAACGAUACACUGGCAACCACCCUUCAUCAGGUGGUUCUACCGAAAAUAUUGGACAGCGUUUGCGUCAAAAGUAACAUAGACUUUUUUGGAAAAAUAUUGAAUGAUAGAAAAUUUUGCGCAGGAUACAGAAAUGGUACCUCAGCAUGCAACGGAGAUAGUGGCGGAGCUUAUCAAGUAUUUGUCCCCGAUACACCUGGUGAUACAUCAGUCAACGCGUCUGGCUCUUGGCAUGUCCACGGCAUAGUAUCACUGGCUUUGUCGCGACCCAACGAAGCUAUAUGCGAUAACACACAAUACUCAAUAUUUACUGAUAUCAAUUCGUUUGCUGGAUGGAUUUAUAAACAUUUUAAACCUGAUUACUAAUGUUAUCGAUGUAUAUAAAUAAAACAAAUUUAUCACAA
Galleria mellonella (greater wax moth) is the source of this 1646-nucleotide messenger RNA. RefSeq names its product limulus clotting factor C-like. Lineage: Eukaryota; Metazoa; Arthropoda; Insecta; Lepidoptera; Pyralidae. Gene Ontology annotation, biological process: proteolysis. The transcript has 9 exons. The coding region runs from base 172 to 1608 and encodes 478 amino acids. Gene Ontology annotation, molecular function: serine-type endopeptidase activity. The record is from RefSeq and is a predicted model, not a curated record.